Molecule: messenger RNA, 438 nt
Organism: Pelobates cultripes (western spadefoot toad)
Lineage: Eukaryota; Metazoa; Chordata; Amphibia; Anura; Pelobatidae
Source: the annotation of a GenBank genome assembly
AUGGACGAGUUCCUCGCCACGCCGCAUGGCCUCCGAAACUCCGGCGAGGCUGGCGCAUCGGCCCCCGAUUCCCCGGGCUCCAGCAUAGCAGGCUCGGCGCGGGAUUCUGGCACACCUGGCACCCUUUCCCAAAUUUCCGCGGACCUUGCCGCGAUCUCCGCGAGUAUGAUGACCCAGAAGGAUAAAGGAGAAAUAAUAAGGGAAGAAAUAGCGGCUGUACGCACCAACCUCACGGCACUGGAGCAGCGAGUUGAUAUGUUGGAGGUUGAGCGCCUACAAACUCAACAGCACCGGCAGGCAUCUGAGUUGGCGACCACAAGACAGGGCAAUAUCCUCCUGGACCUCCGCCGGCAGGUUGAAGACCUAGAUAAUCGCGGAACAACAUCAGGGUCAGAGGCCUGCCUGAAUUUGAGGAUGAGGUACCGCAGGAACUACUGA